UUCAUCCUUCCUCCUAUUCUUCCCUUUAAUCUAUUUAUUUCUGCUUUCCUUUCUCAUGCUAUUCCUUUUCAUCUUCUUCUUUACCCUGUUUUUCUAUCUUAUCCUUCCUUCCUUCUUUCUUCCUUCAUUUUUCCUGUUUUCCAUCCACAAUUUCAUAUUUUAUCCUAUCAUUCCUUUCUUUCUUCUUCAUCUUUUAUCAUACCUUGUAUUCUUUUCUCUUACUCUUUUAUUGUUAAUAAACACUAAAAUAAUGUUAAGUAUACAUAAACUGAUGGGAAUAAUCUUCUGCAAACAUAUUGGGCCUCCCAAAAAAGUGCAACUAUUUCUGUUCUCUGGAAAAUAAGCAGGGCGUCAUCAUCCCAAAACAAACAAAACACAGAGCUCUAAUAAAGAGAAACUUCUGGAGUAAACGACAAAUAUUUAUAAUUUAAUAAAGUUGUAUAAAUGAUGUUCUGUAUUAAGCCCUUACAUAAAUAAACAGUAACAUAUAUUGGCUAUAACAAUGUUUACAUAUAUGUGGCUACCAUUAAACAUCUUAUGAGAAAACCUAAUGUAAACCAUAUUUUCCUUGUAAAUUCUAAAGUCCCCAGUGUCAUAAUCAGCAAAUAUUUCAGCUCUGAAAAAAAAAAAAAAAAUAAAAUCACAUUUUACUCAGUGAGCAGCGUAUGAACCCAACCCCUCCCUGUUGUCACUGAACUGGAGCCAGUAUCACAGAUCCUCAGCGUCAGAUCAAGCUCAUAUAUAAGACACACUCUUCACUUCAGCCACAGCAGAUGGAAGGAUCUGCCUGCUGCUCCAUUAGCCACUAAACAAGACAAAAUGCUUGGUUUUCUGAUCUUGAAUGGAGUCGUUCGCCAAGGCUGCUGACAACCACAGCCUCCUGACACUGCUUGGAACACACCGUCACUGACACAGCUCGUCCUGAUGGCUUGUCUUAACUCCUCCAAUGGGAAUGGGACCAUACCCGGCAGACACCUUUACACCCCCCAGACUGCCGUACCCCUAAUCAUUCUGGUGGGUUUCCUAAUCCUGCUAACUGUUUUUGGCAAUGUUAUGGUGGUUAUCGCCGUGACAACGAGUCGAGCCCUGAGGGCGCCUCAGAACUUGUUUUUAGUAUCACUGGCAUGUGCGGACAUCUUGGUGGCCACCUUAGUGAUACCAUUCUCUUUGGCAAAUGAGCUGAUGGGUUAUUGGUACUUUGGCAAAGCGUGGUGUGAAAUUUACCUGGCGUUGGACGUGCUCUUUUGCACCUCAUCCAUUGUACACCUGUGCACCAUCAGUCUCGACCGCUAUUGGUCAGUAACCAAAGCAAUCGAGCACAAUCUAAGAAGGACGCCUCGUAGAAUCAAGAGCACCAUUUUCAUCAUUUGGGUUCUGGCGGCUAUAAUUUCAUUCCCUCCACUUAUCACGAUGACCAAGGAUAAAGGCAAAGAAAACCGUCCUGAAUGUAGAAUCAACGAGGAGAGGUGGUAUAUAAUAUUCUCCAGCACUGCUUCCUUCUUUGCACCCUGCCUCAUCAUGAUUAUGGUGUAUGUCCGCAUCUACCAGAUCGCAAAGAAAAGGACACGUGCUCUGCCGGGUGAAAUGCGCAAAGAAAAUGGACAGAUGGGGGACAAAAAGGGCGGCGGGGACCCCAGAGAUGAAAAAGGCAACCGGGAAAAGGAAGUUGUGGUUGACGAAGAGGUCAACGGUUCUGACAUGGAGUCAUCAUCCGAUGGGAACGACACCAUCCUUUGUUCAGUGAAGAAGAAGAAGGUUCUCAGAACAACCAAAGAGGCUCAGGGCAAGCCCGGCAGAGUGUCUCCAAAGACGGAGGGGCAGCCCUCUGUGAGGGUGAGCCGGCUUCAAGGAAGGCAACGCAGAGAGAGGCGCUUCACGUUUGUUCUGGCCGUGGUCAUGGGAGUGUUUGUUCUCUGCUGGUUCCCCUUUUUCUUCACGUACACCCUCACAGCUGUGUGCAGCACCUGCUGCGUCCCAGAGACGUUGUUCAAGAUGUUUUUCUGGUUCGGCUAUUGCAACAGUUCACUCAAUCCCGUCAUAUACACCAUAUUCAACAAUGACUUCCGCAGAUCUUUCAAAAAGAUUCUUUGCAAAGCCGACAGCAGGGGCUUGUGAAUCCCACUUACACACACACACACACACACACA
Molecule: messenger RNA, 2147 nt
Organism: Cynoglossus semilaevis (tongue sole)
Lineage: Eukaryota; Metazoa; Chordata; Actinopteri; Pleuronectiformes; Cynoglossidae
Product: alpha-2A adrenergic receptor-like
Exons: 2
Coding region: 925-2115 (396 amino acids)
Biological process (GO): G protein-coupled receptor signaling pathway
Cellular component (GO): plasma membrane
Molecular function (GO): alpha2-adrenergic receptor activity; epinephrine binding
Source: RefSeq, a predicted model, not a curated record